CUGCAAUGACAAGUGCUAAACGCUCAUCCUUACCAGGGCAUUCAGCGAUUUAUGAGGAAUCCAACAGAAUCAUAUCUCCACCACCACUAUAUCGUUCUGAUACUCCUUCUGUCGCCAUGCUGGGAAGUGGACACAACUCAUAAUAAUAUCCAUUUAACGGACCUAUGGGCUGCAAAGCCAGGUAAAGUCCGCAAAGACUUUCUUUAUGAUAAUGUCUUUUACGGAAGCGACAAUGAACUACUAUACGGAAAAAGCGUACGACCAGUUAUUCAAUCGACAAUGAGAGGAUACAAUGGUACUGUUUUUGCGUAUGGCCAAACGGCCAGUGGUAAAACAUAUGUAAGUACGGAGGACGAACCUGGAGUAGUCCCACGAGCUGUCAACGAUGUUUUUGCCAUCAUCAGUGAGACAACAGAGAAAGAAUUUUUGUUGCGCGUCUCCUAUCUUGAGAUUUAUAAUGAGACAUUGAAGGAUCUUCUCGCCCCGGAUUCAGAUGAUCUACGAAUUCACGAAGACAAAAAGCGUGGCGUAUAUGUGAGCUCACUGAAAGAAGAGAUUGUAACGAGCCCAAGGCAUGUAAUGAAGGUUAUACAAAGAGGAGAAGCGAAUAGGCAUGUUAGCAGUACCGAUUUCAAUUUGCACAGCAGCAGAUCGCACACUGUGUUUCAAUUGAUUGUCGAAAGCCGUGAAAAAGAACCUGGUUCUAUGCCAGGUAGUCCGACUAUACAAAAACACAACUCCUUCUUACGCACUGAUCAAAGACGCUCUGUGCAAGUAUCGCAGCUUAAUCUUAUAGAUCUAGCUGGUUCAGAGAAAGCAGCAAGUCAAACAGAUCGGCGAAAAGAAGGAGCUUUCAUUAAUAAGAGUCUGCUUACGCUAGGAACCGUUAUUUCGAAACUUACUGAAGACAAGGUGUCAUCCCAUAUACCCUAUCGAGACUCCAAGCUUACUCGCAUCCUACAGUCAUCUUUAUCUGGAAAUGCACGGAUUGCUGUCAUAUGUACGAUUAGUCCAAGUCAUCACAACUUGGAGGAAUCACAAAACACGCUCAAGUUUGCAUCUAGAGUCAAGAGAAUUGUGACCGCAGCUGCCACAAAUGAAAUCAUAGACGACAAAGCUUUAUUACAGAAGUACCGAAAUGAGAUCAACGAUUUGCGAGUGCAACUACAGUCCAACAAUGAAGUUUUUUCGCGAGAGAGGGAAACCAAUAUCACUUUGUUGCAGGAAAAGCAAAAGCAUGAAGAGCAGUUAAUGGAAAUGCAGCUUGUACGAACGGCUUUGAAGGAGAGAAUUGAUCACUUGACGAAAUUAAUCUUGACGUCUGGAUCAAUAUCUGCUUCAAAAGGGUCGAACGAUAAGCCAGUGCCUAGUUUGUCUAAUCACACAAAGUCCUCUCCUGAAGAUCGGCGUGUCGAGCAUAAUGCUAAAGGGGAAACAGAACGUCUCAGGCGGGAAAAUACUGAAUUGCAGAUCAUCAUAGACGAUUUACGAGAAACUAUAAGGAUGCAGGCCACCAAGUUGGAACAGGAAUCGAAUGGCGCCUCCCAAAACCAAGAUGAAUCGCAUGGCCAAGUUAAGAUACCCCAGAUAAAGCGGAUCAACCUACCACAAGGCAGGCGAAGACUUCAGAACUGAUCAACCACGAUGAUCCAUCUACGAUACCAGAAGCACCCCUGUCGCCAAUGUUCACUUUAGGUCCGGAGAUUGAAUACAUUGUGAUUGCUCUACUACUCUCCAUAUUGGUCUACCUUGUUGUCGACCGAGAAGAUGAAGGAAUGCUGAUAUAAGACCCCAUAUUACCAAAUACCUAACCAACACCAAUCAAAAUAAUUUAAAGUAAAUUAAUACUGUACAAUACAAGUUUUUUGCGCUAUUCAAACAAA
Messenger RNA from Umbelopsis ramanniana AG, 1883 nucleotides. RefSeq lists its product as uncharacterized. Lineage: Eukaryota; Fungi; Mucoromycota; Umbelopsidomycetes; Umbelopsidales; Umbelopsidaceae. The record is from RefSeq and is a predicted model, not a curated record. Gene Ontology annotation, molecular function: microtubule binding; ATP binding; microtubule motor activity. The coding region runs from base 52 to 1635 and encodes 527 amino acids. Gene Ontology annotation, biological process: microtubule-based movement. The transcript is spliced from 19 exons.